AGAGAGAGAGAGAUAGAUAGAUAGAAAGAGCGAGAGCGAGGGAGUUCUUGAUUUUGUCAGAAUCCUGCAACUCCUCAGGAUAGUUCGUACCGACGAGGAUCGAUGUUUACCAUUAAUUUCUGAUAUUAAUCCAAUUGUGGAAACUCGGAAAUUUACCACUUUGAUGAGUUCGCCUCAUGUCGCACCGCGCAAUCCGAAGAACUUCUGGGAUGGUUUGGGCGAGUGCUUGAACCACAGUAGUGAUUCGGAUAAUACAACGCGUUGUAGUCGAUCUUGUGACAUUCCAAUGGGGUCGCAAUUCACCACCCCAGGGUCCAGCACCUUUUCCGUCAUCUUGGAUCCAGGAAAUGUUGAGGAGAAGCCUAACGAUACGCAACGAGAGGUUGUCUACUUAAGACAAUCAACGGCGAAAUCUGACGGACGGAAUGUGAAUUACAGCGGAGAAAAACGCUUCUCAACAACCGGAAAACGAAUAUCAGGUUAUCCGUCUUCCACUCGCAUUCUGCUCGACAUUCCCUGUCGUGUCUGCAAAGAUCAUUCAUCUGGAAAGCACUACGGUAUCUAUGCUUGUGACGGAUGCGCAGGAUUUUUCAAGCGUUCUAUUCGACGUAAUCGUCAGUACGCCUGCAAGAAUCGCAGUUUGAAUGGGUCAAAGUUGCCUUUCGGCGGUUGCAGGAUAGACAAAUCGCAUCGCAACCAGUGCAGGGCUUGUCGAUUGAGAAAGUGCCUGGAGGCUGGCAUGAAUAGAGACGCUGUGCAACACGAACGUGGGCCGAGAAAUUCCACACUCCGUCACCAAGUCGCUGCGUACCUCCAUGAACGAUCCAAACCUUCUUGCCCAUCCGAGGGAUGUGGUGGCCAGAUGGAGUUGGGACUCUCGGGUACACAGGGCUCCCGAUCGACAACAUCGAGGUUACCGGCUGCAUCAACUCGUUUUGUUUUGGACUCUUUGUCUUAUGCGUCUCCCAGUCAACUGGACUGUGUUGAAAAACCUUCCGCCACAUCAACGCUGAACACACCAGACAGUCAAAUAGAAUUUAAUUUCUUGAGAAGUAAUCCAUAUCACCGGUCUGAUCCUACAACAUGCGGCCGUUCACGGCUGUCGGACGGUCAAAUACCGGAUGGUCUGCGACAAUUGGGGUGUUCGCGCUACGCUGAUCUCGGCAUCUCAAAUGAAUUCAUGAACUUCAUUGCACAUAAUUACAGACCCUCAAUACAAUGCUCCAUAACGACGUCGUCACUACUGGAUUUAUCUAUCAAGCCCGAGCCUUGCAAAGCCGAAAGUCGCAGCACUUCAGGUGACUCUUGCCUAGAUGCUGGGCGUCGUAGCUCCACAUUCUACCCCACCUCACCAGCAAUGAAGGAUGCAGGCCUCAAGGAUACAACAGAUCAGGUUAUGUCCAGUUUGCUCCCACAUGGUUCAGACAGGCUGCCAUCCUCAGAUAUAAAUGCAACCAAGAUAAAUUUAUGCAACAUAUUUGGCGUGAAUGGUCAGCCCCGCAACGAGGACACAUAUCGAUGGCUUCUGGAAACUGGCUCCAGCUCCUUUCUGUACCUUCAGGCUUAUCUUAAUCAGUUUAUGAGACCACAGAUGUCUCAGGAAACGCUGCAACGGUGGCCGUUGGCUUCGAGUUCCAGUACAUAUACCCAAUAUAGCACACUAGUUUCCUCGCCACUUCCAUCAGUCUCAAGCAUAACGCCUGUCCAGAGACAUUUUCAACCCAAUACUCAGUCCACAGGAAGCACAAGGCCAGAUUUCUUUGGAUCCAAUGGUGAAGAACCAGCCAUUGACGUGACAGGUGUCACUGUCAACCACAACACACCCGAACAAUCUGCCGAUCAGACUGACCGUUCACAGGAUGUUGUAGCUUUCGCCUCACAGCAGUUGUUCCGCACCAUCACGUGGAUUGGCACCAGUCGGCCGGAUCGACAACUGCGGGAUAGUGCGUUAUGCCUCAAUCUGACAUCCAAACAGCUUUCGCUUUUGGCUACUCGACACUGGGAAUUCCUGUUUCUGACCAAUACCCUAGAGGCCAUUUACGAAACAGUGAAAGCAGAGAACAAAUCGGAAGGUUCCUUGAUGAAUCAAAGUAGAACGCAACGAUUAAACGAACUGUGGUCUCAGUUUAUCAUCGCUCCUAUUUCUCAAAGCAGGACACAUCAGAACGGUUACGGUGCCUCAUCUCACCUUCUGCACAACCACCUACUGCAAUCGCUGCUGUCUCAAAUUGUGCUAGUGGACCCGAAUGAAAAAGAGUUCAACUGGUUGAAAACAGUUGCAUUGUUUGGUGCUCCGGCUGAUUUCUGUUCAACGCUAAAGGACACCGAUGAAGUUGCAAUCCAUUCGUCUGUUCUCGAACAGUUCCAGCGACGAACGCAGCAGUAUGCGAACUCUACUCUUCGACUGGACAACUCACGACGUGAUCAGUUACUGAUGCUUUUCGGAAUGUUGCGAUUACUCCACCAAGCAAUGUGCAUGGACAAUCUCCCUCGGAUGCGGCAGUAUUUUGAGUCUACUCUUCAUAUACCUCCUUCCCAAUUUGAGUCGCUAAUAUACAGCAUGAUUUUCGCAGCCGUAGAAACAGCCACUAUGUGCGAACCCAUAUAGUAAACACUCUCAAAAUGACAGAGAUGUACAGUUGUACAGAUCAAUUGUGAUGCCUCUCUUUCAAAUUAUGCAGCUAGACAACUUGAAACAAUUAUUUGCGCAGCAGUUGGUUAUGUUAUUCUUUUUACAAUUCACUCACAUGCAGAUAGAAAAGAUUACCAUAGACUAAUGUACUUUUUGCAUUC
Dicrocoelium dendriticum is the source of this 2793-nucleotide messenger RNA. NCBI's taxonomy places the organism in Eukaryota, Metazoa, Platyhelminthes, Trematoda, Plagiorchiida, Dicrocoeliidae. The record is from the annotation of a GenBank genome assembly.